Chara braunii is the source of this 1664-nucleotide messenger RNA. The record is from the annotation of a GenBank genome assembly. NCBI's taxonomy places the organism in Eukaryota, Viridiplantae, Streptophyta, Charophyceae, Charales, Characeae.
AUAGGCUGCAGAUGGCAUACACCCAGCUGAGGCAAGACCAGACUAAAAAGGAAAUACUACAAGAGAAGGGGUUGUGGAUUGGAAGAGAGAAAAAUGAAUUACAGAGAAAUACUCAGGAAGAAGGGGACGAAGAAGAAAUACCCUUGAGGAAUUUGAGAAGCAAGCCUAUGACUUUUCUCAAGGACAGGAAAAGAGGAGGGGAUCAAGCAGUGGAAAAGGAGGAGAAGGUAAAGAAGGAGGCAACAAUGGAGCAGGAGAAAGACCAAGGGAUGCUCCAACACGAUGAUCUGCCUGUGAACUCUUCUUGGGAUGUAAGGUUUGAGAGGAUGCUGCUCUCAGAGCUGGUGGUAAGUUUCAAGCACUCCACCAACAUGCACAAAUUGAUGGGACUGCAUGAGAUGUUGGAUGCGAAGUACACCAAACUUUUUGAGGAGUAUGCGGAAGUGGCAAGGAAACUGGGGGAGAUGGAGGGAGGAAGAGAUGAGAAGGAGACUGACGAGGAUUUGAGUGCGUUGGGAAAAGGGCUUCAGUCAGAGCUCAAAGAAAGUACUGAGCUCUUCACCCAAGGAUUUUUGGAUUAUAUCCCUGGGCUUUUGAGAGAAAGAAGCAGGUUGAGGAAAAAGGGGGAAGAAAGGGAUGCCCAGGUAGCAAGUUUGACAGAGGGUUUGAAAGGGGUGAAGAAGGAAAUGGAAGACUUGAAGAAAGGGAAGGAAGAAUUGUUAAAACAGGUAAGUGCAUUGGAGGUUUCCCUGGCCCAGAAGAGCAAGGAGUUGGAAGAUGAAGUGGCAGAGAGGGAGAAGAUAGAGAAGAAAGUUGAGGGUUUGUGUUCAGGAAUCAGUAAGCAGGGGGAAGAUUUAGAACAAGAGAUUAUAGAAAGGGAAAAGACGAGUCAGAUGUGGGAAAAGAGAUGGGAUGAGAUACUGAAAGGGAUGGAAGAGCUCAAACUGAGCCACCAGGAGAAAGAGAAGAAGACCACAAGAGUGACAGCAAGAGAAAGGAAGGAUCCUCUGUCAAGAAAGGAAGAGGAAAGGAAGGGUGAGCAGACUGAGGUUGGAAAGGGAAUAACCUCCAGCAAGAGUCCACAAGAAGAGCCAAGGAUUGAAGGGUCUCCUGCCUCAGAGGAAGAAAAAAGUAAAUGUUUGGCUUUGCCUCGGCAGGGGGGCAUCAAAAGGAAUGGGCAACCCGGAGUGGAAUCAUCAGAAGGGGCUGGGAGUCAGACAGAGACUUAAGCCCGGCCUCACGAAAAGAAGGUCAGGUACAACAAGGCCAGAAGUAAGUGUUUCUUUUGCACAAAAGAAGGACACUCCAGGGACGACUAUGCAGUGUUGGCAGAGUACAUUAAGAAAGGGAUGAUCAGUUUUGACUCACAAGGAAGGUUGGGAUGAAUCACAAGUCUGACUCACUGUAACAUACUUGUAUUUAUAUAUGUGUUCAAAGGGGGAAUGAGUUGGUGACCACAAAUACUUUUCACACUUGUGAGUGAAUCUUUGUCUAUGGUUUGAGUCUCUCUUUUGAGAAUGAGUAUCUCCUUUGUCUAUCACUAUGAACGGGCGGAUCAGUGUCUAUUGUACGAUCCGAUGGUGAAUUGAUUAUAUGCGCAUGCUUGAAGAACCAUACUACGAUAUGGGCAAACUCUUUUCAAUGAGUAAAAUUGUGGUGCAAUC